Molecule: messenger RNA, 2133 nt
Organism: Cucumis sativus (cucumber)
Lineage: Eukaryota; Viridiplantae; Streptophyta; Magnoliopsida; Cucurbitales; Cucurbitaceae
Product: CDT1-like protein a, chloroplastic
Exons: 7
Coding region: 47-1846 (599 amino acids)
Biological process (GO): regulation of DNA-templated DNA replication initiation; mitotic cell cycle; DNA replication preinitiation complex assembly
Cellular component (GO): nucleus
Molecular function (GO): DNA polymerase binding; DNA binding
Source: RefSeq, a predicted model, not a curated record
CCUACCCUAACAUCGUCGAUUUCUCCUUUACUCUUAGUCUGUAACAAUGGCGGACGCUUCAAACAAGAUUUCUUCUCGUUCAUCAACUUUACCCUUCAAAUCGAAGAAAAAUUUGGGCUCCAACUCCUCAUCAUUGCUCAAGGAUCCGCAAUCUUUAAGCUCCAGGACGCCGGAGAAGCCGGUGGAGCGAAAUAGGAAACGGAAGGUUGCGCUUUCCAUUAAAGAGGUUAAACAAGCUGCUCAGAGCGUCCAUGAAUCUAAUCGUCAGUUGCAUCAUGAUCUGACCACUAGAGGGAGUAAAUUAGUUAGAAGACAGAUGGAUUCGUGGUCGAAUGAAAGUCAAUCUAGUAGAUCCAAGACUUGUGUUGAUAAUAAGUCCAAUAAAUUGCCUGAAAAAUUUGAGCUGCUGUGUAAGUUCUUUGAUUGCUUGGAUUCUGCAAUGCGGUUGUUACGAUUUAAAGGUGUAGCCUCCAACUUCUCUAGCGUUUGCACUAAGAUUGAAGUCCUCACUGAUAGGAGGUUUUCAUACAGUCAUUUGGCUCAAUUGAAGUUUAUUUUACCUGAAGCAAUUAUGCUUAAGAAAGUUGUGGUCUUUGAUGAGCGUACCAGCUGUAUGAAGCCAGAUCUUCAUAUAUCUUUCAAUUUUGGUGUCCUAGAGAGUAAGGAGGACCAGUAUAUGCAGUUGAGGAAGUUGUUUAGGACACGUCUUUCAGAAUUUGUGAGUUCCCAUCCAGAGAUUGACGAUAUUCCAAAGGAUUCUCUGCCAAAUCCAUUCAAUUUCAGAAGCCUAAAUCUUUUCCCGGAAACCAACUCGUUAUCCUCUGUCAAGACAUCAAUUGAGCAACUAGCACCUGAGCAACCAUUGCCAUCAGCAGAAGACAUUCCCUCUAAUCAUCAUUCAGAGAACAAUCAAGGUUUUCGGAUAAUUAAAUCUACCAUGACUGGUCAUGGCCCAAAUAAACAGAAGGAAUUAUUUGGGUUAUCUCAUUUUUCACCAGUUAGCCGGCUUUUCUCUCAAAAAGCUGUAAAUAUCGACGUGCAAACUUUUGAUGCGUCUUCAACUAAACCUUCCUCCCCAAUUAAACUAUCUUCCAACUCAACCUCUAACUUACAUUGUCUUGAAAAUUAUGCUUCUCCAAUUUGCUCUUUGUCAUUGCCAAAUCCCACAACUCCCAGUAAUAUGGUAGGAAUAGUAACCAUGAGAAAAGAAGAUGGUCAAUCUGCCAAAGUUAAUGAUAUAGAUUCAACUCCUGUAAAGUUUGUUUCAACCUCGGAUCAGCUGAUGGCUAGCACACCUGCAAUGGCUCCACCAAAACGAAGUUCCAUGACUCCGGAUGACGAUUUUUCCUACUCGACAAACAAAUUAGUGAGACGUCCACCUCGUUCAAGAUCACUUGUAUUUGACACUCCCACAAAGGAAGAUAAAAACAAAGAUGAGAUAGAUGUUUCACUCGACAAUGACAUUCUAGAUGUUCUAUCUGAGAGCCUUGUGCAAUCGAUUAGAGAGAAAGAAAGAAAGAUCAAAGAAGAGCAAAUGCCAGCAAUAACACAAGCUAAGAGGCGACAGAAACUGAUCGCUAACCUGCCAAAACUCUUCAAUGCUAUCUUCUUCUUGUACCACAAGCGUACAGUUGUUAAAAGGGAGGAGCUAUUAAACAAAAUAAUCACUGGAAGUGUUGAUAUCCUUGACAGGAGAGAAGUUGAAGAGCAGCUAGAUUUGUUGUUUGAACUCGUACCCGACUGGAUUUCUCAGAAAUUGGCAUCCAAUGGUGGUGAUGUACUAGUUUGCAUCAAUAAAUUGUCAAAUGUUGAAUCGGUUAGUGUUCGGCUCAAAGAAGCUAAGUGAAGGAGUCGAGAAGUUUAUCAACUUUUUUGUCUUAGUAGACACAAUUGAAACGACGAAGCUCAUUGCCUCUCUAAAUUGUAUAAUCCAUGAUGUAAUUAUAACAAAAACGAAAAUAUCUAACCGAAUCUGCAGUUUUUUUUUGAUUGAUCUCUUGCUCUUUGAUAAAUCCUAUUUGUUAACUUAUUGUAAUUUUGUAAGGUAGAUGAUAGAUAACAACAAGAAUUUCUUCCGAAGUGUCACAACUUUACUACCUUUUUCAAAUGAUAACAGAUUUCAAUUGGUUGUAA